AUGAAGUUCAGUGUUGCGUUUGCUUUGUUGGUGAUCGUCGUCGGGUUUGUGGCCAGCGGCGAUGCUCUGCCUGCCAGGAAAAGAAUGGCCUACUACCAGCAACCCGUUGCCGCCGAAUGGUACGGAGCCGCACCCCAGCAGAGGAUUAUGUAUAUGCAGUAUGUGCAACCCGGACGCACACAUGCCCGCUCCACUCAAGCAGCCAGCGCACUGGUGGCUGGUGAAUCCGUUGCCACUGGCACCUAUCUGAAGGAUUGCGAUCACACAGAGACCGAGGUGGCACUCAGUGUGGAUGACAGCAGCGCGGAGAGCGCCCAAUCUGAUGAUACCCUGAGCGCUGCCGGUGCUCACGGUGCCAGCUCCUUGGCCGAGGCCUAUCCCGAUGAUGUACCCGUGGUCCAGAUUGCCAUCGAUGGCGAUAGCAGCAGCAGCACCGCCGAUUUUGAACCUCAGCCCGCUGUGGUUUCAGAGAGCGACGAUGCCGCCAAGGUGCCACGCGAUUUCAACUUUGCCGCCGAGGAAGCUGCCCCAGCUGCCCCCGUUGUUCCCACUGCUGAGCAGCCCGCUGUUGUCCAGGUCGCCUUCGAGGAGGAGGAGGAUCUGCCCGCUCCAGCACCAAUUGCGCCCGUUGCUCCCGUCAUUCCCGUCAAUCGUUAUCUGCCCGCCAAGAAGAAGGUCAUCGUCGAACUCGACCAGUCGGCCGAGGAUGCUGAGGAGGCUCAAAUCGCGACCAUCGAGGACGAGGAGACAGAUAACACGGUUGCCGACGAUGUCGAAGAGGAUGAUGUGGACGUCGCCGAACCCGUAAAGCCAGUGGCCAAGCAUCCCGCUCGCGUGCCCAACGCUCGCCGUCCAGUUGCCAAGAAGCCCGCCGCUGGAGCUGGGAAACCCGCGAAGAAACCCGCUCCUCUGCCUGCCGGCACCUUCUUCCCAAUUGACUUUGGCGGCACCAACGGUGGCGCCAUCGCCAUUGCCAACUCCUUCAGCACGGGUGAGGGCGGUUCAGCCACCUCGCAUGCCAUCGCCUACGGCUCCCCGGAUGCUGCACGCGCUCGUGUCCGUCCCGGUCCCAGCAAGCGUCGCCAUUAA
Molecule: messenger RNA, 1089 nt
Organism: Drosophila grimshawi
Lineage: Eukaryota; Metazoa; Arthropoda; Insecta; Diptera; Drosophilidae
Product: translation initiation factor IF-2
Exons: 3
Coding region: 1-1089 (362 amino acids)
Source: RefSeq, a predicted model, not a curated record